Messenger RNA from Drosophila ficusphila, 854 nucleotides. RefSeq names its product collagen alpha-2(I) chain. The coding region runs from base 179 to 736 and encodes 185 amino acids. The record is from RefSeq and is a predicted model, not a curated record. The transcript has a single exon. Lineage: Eukaryota; Metazoa; Arthropoda; Insecta; Diptera; Drosophilidae.
GAUUCCGUUCAGUUUUGGGGCCGACUUCACCAAGAGCAGUUCGGAAAACAGACUAAAAUUCAAAAUUUCUCCGUGUGGCUAACCUCCUUCGUGUUCUCGACUUUUUCCCUCUUGGCCGUUCUCCACAUUCCCCGCAUUCUCCGCAUUUUCCGUAUAUUCCGCACAUUGCGCAUUCGCCAUGUCGGACGACGUUCCCUUCAACCCGUUCUACAUUGGUCCGCAUCCGAGUAAGGCGUGUGCGGUUGCCGAGGCGCCCGGCCAGCAGUGCUCCCCCAACUGUCCGCCGCCGGAGGGACAGGCCAGUGGCACCGCCACCGCCUCCGCUUCCGGUACCGCUUCCACUUCGGCAGUGAAGCCAGGAGCAGCUGGAGCAUCUGGAGCACCGGGAACGGCGGCCCCCGCGGAAGGACAGGAGAACCAAACCGUUCCGAGUGGAAAUGCGGGCGGGAUGCUCAUCGUGAGCAUGGUCAACAUUUACAGCCCCUCGGAGGUGCUGGCAGCCGCCGCCGGAUUGGUGGAAUCAGGUCCACCAGGAACGGCAACCGGAACAGGAGCAGCGGGAACAGGAGCGGUGGGAACAGGAGCAGCGGGAACAGGUGCAACAGGAGCAGCUGGAACAGCGGGAACGGGAACGGGAACAGGAGCGGAUCAGGCUGCGCCGGCGCCCAAGAAUAUCAUAUGCAAGCCAUAUCCCUGCAUGGAGGGUGCCCGCUCCGAAGGUCCUGAAUGUGAUUAGGAGGAAGUCCACAUGGGGAGCACAACCAACAGUCAAUUACAUAGCAACUGGCCAUUCAAAUUAGCAUUACUUCCACCGAAAUAGGCCCCAAAUAUUAUAAUAAACUAAAAAAAAAUAA